Molecule: messenger RNA, 1527 nt
Organism: Cladocopium goreaui
Lineage: Eukaryota; Dinophyceae; Suessiales; Symbiodiniaceae
Source: the annotation of a GenBank genome assembly
AUGCAGGUAGCCGGCAGGGUUUAUGGAGCCGCCGGACCUGAAGUUCAAGCCUUGAGGGUUCAGACCGAUGGUAGACGUGUGGUCACAGCUCAUUGCGAUAGUUUCAUCUUCUGGGACUUGGCCUCAGCGCUUCCCACGCGGAUCCUGCGCGAGGCCACGACCCCAAGGAAGGCCGCAGCGGCAGUGACGUGCCUGGCGUUCUCCGGGGAUGGCCAUAUGUUGGCUGCUGGCCACGCCGAUGGCAGGUUGACUCUGCUGGACCUCCGCGCGCUGCGCACGGGCGAGAAAGGCGCCUCCUCGACCCAUGCGGCGCACCGAGGUGCAGUGCAGGCGCUGUGCUGGAGCAAGGCGAAGACCAAGCAAAACAACGAUGUGCUCUUCUCAUCCUCCGGAUCUCACUUGCUGAUGCGGGAACUCUCUGGGUUUCACGGCUGCAAAGGCCCGGCUCCGGAUUGGGUCAAGGCAGAUGAUCCACGAGGGUCCGGAGUGGUGAUUUCUUCGGGUGAGCCAUGUGGCUUUCGUGGUUAUUCAGGUUUCGCCAAGUUCAGAAAACCGAUGUCAAGCUCGCGAUGGACCACGUGCUUUGCUGCCACGCGACCGAGGAUCUUCAAACUGCUGAACGACCCUUCGUCGGGCUGUGCUGCGCAGUGGGCCUCAUAUUUGUUGACCUCUGUGAUCCUCCUAACUGCCAUCACGAUGCUCUUGGAAUCGAUGCCAGAAUUCAGCACGACACCAGAUGCAUGUCAAUUGGUCCUCACCAUUGAGAACUGCCGUCCGAGACCCUCCGACGCGUUUUAUUACAUCGAGUUUGUUUCCAUCAUCAUCUUCACCAUCGACUACGUGCUACGGGUGGCCACCGCCAGCAGUAUGGAACCGCAUGAGCUGGGGGUGCAGUAUGUGGGCGAAAAAGAAGUCCCUGGAUGGAAAGCGACUCUCAGAUAUAUCACGCAGUGGCUGAACCUGGUAGACCUUUGUGCUAUUGUACCCUUUUAUUUGGAGAUGGCGGGCUUGCAAUUGGGAAGUUCUGCUGUCAUUCGCGUGCUCCGUUUGAUUCGAAUUUUCCGUCUACUCAAAUCGCCGAAGAUGCGAAAUUGUGUGGACAUGAUUGUGGAUAUCGUGAAGGAUGCUUUACCUGGAAUCUUGUCGGUGUUCUCGCUGACCGUGCUGGUGUGUGUCCUCUUUGCGUCCUGCAUCUACUUCGCUGAAGGAACGCAUUACUCAGUGGAGCAUUUUCGGGACACGCAUCCUUAUGGUGCAUACAUCAGGCCCACAAAGCUUGGCUAUGAGAUGGAAUUGUCACCCUUCAGGUCGAUCUUCCAUUCCUUCUGGUGGUUUUUCACCACUGCAACCACUGUUGGAUAUGGGGACGACUUCCCAACAACUACCCUGGGACGGGUCAUCGCGGUGGUGACAUUCUAUGCCGGCGUUGUGCUAGUUGCCAUCAUGCUGACGAUUGUGGGUGGUGCGUUCCAGAAUCAUUACCCGAAGUUUAAGAGGUGGAUGGAGAGUGCGGAUGCUGGGAGCUAG